Molecule: messenger RNA, 10349 nt
Organism: Zootoca vivipara (common lizard)
Lineage: Eukaryota; Metazoa; Chordata; Lepidosauria; Squamata; Lacertidae
Source: RefSeq, a predicted model, not a curated record
UAGACUAUAAAGCUUGCCAGUUAUAAUUAAGGCUUAAUUGUCUUCUAAUUUGUGUUCAUUGCAUUGCAGAUAUUUUUUUGUAGUGAUCUUUUAUAAUCAUAAUUAUAAUUGCAUUUUGAAGUCCUGGAAUAAGAGACUCAUAGAAUUGUGGAGUUGGCAGGGACCAUGAGGGCCAUCUAGUAAAACCCCUUGCCAUGCAGGAACCUUUUGCCCAACGUAGCGCUCGAACCCACGACCCUGCGGUUAAGUGUCUCAUGCUCUACCUCAGUAUGUUGCAACAUGAAACAGCAAGGGUGGGAUAGCUACAGUCCGGGUGCCUCAGAAUUCUGGUGGAGGGCCAGAUCCCCCCACACAACUGAGGGCUGUUCAACCUUUUUCCACUGGGAGCCACACACAACAGUGAUUCAGGGGCUGCAUUCCAGUGUAUGUAGAUGGAGCCAGUGGCAACAGUAAUGUGAUGACAAUAUGAUUUAUGUAAUUGUGCAUUUUACGUAAGCCAUGAAAUUUCAUCACAGUGGGACAGUAAGACAAAUCAUGUAGUUUUGGGAAGAAGACAAACCUGCAGCAGAACAGACAGCGCUGCAUAUUGGGAAUGGUGGAACAGAAAACGAUGCCUUCUUACAUACCUGGGCUCAACUCAAAAUGGGUCCAGAAAUCCUCCAGUGCUGUAGUGAAAGUUAGAUUUCAAAGCUAUUGCAAUUCAAAAAACCCAUCCCUGAAAAUAAAUAUAUUUGAGAUACUUCCCUGAUUAAACUUCCCUGCCUCUUAUCAACAUGGAUAUGUUGUCCUAUCAAGACAUUUGACUAUAAUUAUGUAAGGUUCCCUUUGAAGACAUUUUCAUAGCAUUUUCCUUUUGAUUUAUCACUCCCAGGGGCAUGACAUAACGGCCAGGUCCGCACAAAAUGCUAUGCCAUGGUUUGUUUAACAAGCCACAAAUUGACCACAAGUUUUCCCACGGAUUAUCAAGCUGACCAUGACUCCCAUCCCCCCAAGUUUGCUUUGUUUUAGCGGCUCUUGCCUCAGGCUGUGCUUUUUUUAUUUAGGUAUUUUAUAUACCACUUCAAAGAAAUCUCUGAGCAUUUUACAGCACCAUAAAAAUCACAAAUAAAUGCCAAAAGAAUGUACAAAUCCACAUUUAAAAUAACUCAAAACAAAUAGAUAAGAGAUCCUCUUAAAACACCACUAUAAAUGAGAACGACAUCAUGUGGGUAGUAUAAUAAAUUGCAGCAGAUCUAGACUUCUGAAAUACAACAGAGAUAGCCAGCUCCACCCACCAGCCUGCAUUUAUAGGUCACAGCAGCAUCGUCACGUCUGUUGUUCUUGUAGCUUCAUGUGUGGUUGGGGUAGGGUAGUCAGACAAACCAUAGUUCAGAUAAGGUGCUGUGCUUGCACAUAACACCAAGCCAUAGUUAAAACAAACCAAUGUUUGUAAGCCAACAAUAAACUCGGGGUUAAAGAAACUAUAAUUAGUGUUAUGUCCAGGCCAGGCCUUUGUGGAGAGCAUUUGAAAUGUUUUCCUUCCCUUUAGGUUUUAUUCAGAUUAGAUGCCAGAGCUGAAAACCGUUAUGCUUUUGACAAAACAAUCUAAGUAUGUUCAUGAUUAGGUCAUUUUUAAUGCAUUUCUAAUUUUAGGAAAUUGGACAGAGGUUUUAAAUAAAGUUGAAAAAGAACAUAUUGCCGCUGUGUUGUUGUAAAAUGAUAAUUUAUUCAAUUCCUUAAUCCACGAGAUUGUCUAUGUGUGAUCUGUGCCUCUAGCUUUCAAGGUGAAAUUUUUUAAUUGCACCCUGAAAAGGACUUGGGAAGAAUAUGCAAACCUUAGUAUAGUUGAUAGGGUGACAAAAUGCAAAUAACUACAGGGCUCCUGUACCUUUUAAUAGUUGUGCCUAGGAUAAUUUCUGAAGAUGCAACUUUUCACAUGCUUAUAUUGCUGCUUCUGAAGGACUAUUAUAGGUAUAGGAACAUUGUUCUUUUGCAUCAGGUUUCAUUAAUCAGGGCUUCAGGGUGGUUACUAUAAUUGAAAUGCAUUGUUGUCCAGGCAUAUAUAGUAAUUUGACUUAACCCUCUUAUUCCCUGUGCCAUCAUGGUAGCUUGCAAGCUAGAGAGUUGCUGGUCUCGCCUUUGCCAUCUUCAGUGCCAAGUCUGCAGAUGACCAGGAAGAGGAGUCUGUACAGUUUUAGUCAGGAUGUGAUACAAGGAGCUAAUAGGGUUUCUGUUUCAGCAACUUGUUGCUCAAGUGUAGACUGAGGUGCUCCCCAACACUUUGCUGAACCACUGAUUGCUUUAUUGCAUGUGCGCCCCCCCCACCACCACCACUUUCCAUCACGGUUACCUGCCAAGUAGAUAACUGGAAAAGAAAGGAAAGCAGAACCUUCUUCCUGAACUUCUAAUUAGAAGUUUAUGUGAUAAGGUGAAUGAAUAUACCUUGGCAAGAUUUAAUCCUGCAGAAGUUGAUGGAGACAUAUUUCACCAGACCAGUGGUAAGCUGAAUCUGAUUCAAUCAGAGGUAGUAUCAGCAUGUAUCCUUUUGUAUUACUGUUGAAGAGGGAUGAAUGUAGAGCUAAAAGUUGACAAAAAUAGGUAGAAAUAUUCAGUCUUCGUAGUUACCAUAUGUAACUAAUCCAUACAUUAGCAGAGGCAAAUUGCCUUUUUUUUUGGCCUUGCUGUGUACAUGCAGUUCAUGGUUCCCUUGUGAGCCUACACCUGUGGUGAACACAUUGCUGCUUUCACACAUGCACUUGAAACAUCUCAAACGUUGAGUUAUCAAAUGUAACACAUGAACUGGCCCUUAGCCAAGCUUGGCUGCCCUCAUGCCUUCCCUUGUUUUAGUAACAUGCAGAUGCAACACAGAACCAUGGCCUUGUUGUGGUUUUAUGUGUACAUCAAAAAUGUCGUGGAGGCAUGCAUUUUUAAGUUCGCCAUGUUGAGAUUUGAGACAUUGUGUCCUAAGGGCACUUGGCUGCCAGGUGUGAGAGAUGGAUUGCUAAGUCGGUGGUGUGAUCCCACAAGGAGAUUCUCAUGUUCUUAAGGCCAGUUUGGACUUGAUGUUUCCAAAGUGGUCUAUUCAGUAUUGUGUUUUCAGUAAGGCAACGUGCAGGGAUAAAACUUGGAAACCUGCCUGGAAAUAAACAGAUCUAGCAGUUGCAUUACAGAAUAUGUAUUGCCAAACAGCAUGAGUUGUGCUUCAUUUCAAGAUAAGCUAUUCAAACAAAGUGGAGGGCAGGCCCACUCAUGUCUUGGACUGUAUACUCUGAGCAUACAUUUAAAAAAAUGCCCAAAGUUGAACUUUGUUCAUAGGAGUGGCCAUCUUAAGAUGUGGCACAUGCAGUUUCUUUCUUAGUUUUCUCUGUCUUUUUAUAAGAAACAGUGUUGUUUCAAACACUCCACUUUCCUAAGUAGUGGGAAUGUGGUAUAGUAGUGUUGCAGGAUCAGUUUUAUAAUGACAAGAUAGUACUUGAAGAUUUAGGCUGCAAUCCUCAACAUACUUACUAUGGAGGAAACUCCAUUGAAUACAGUGGGGUUUAUAUUUGAGUAGUAUAAGUAUGAUUGUGCUCUUCGGGUGUGUUUUGCAGCAUUUAACACAGCAUAUAAGCAGUGUGUGUGUGUGUGUGUGCGCGCAUACCAGUAAGACAGUGCUUGUUUUUAAAGCAGGAUUACUGCCUCAAAACUACCAGCACAACCUAACAACAAGACUGUUUCAUGUCAGCCAGCUGCAGAACUCUGGUUUCUUUUCCUCCUUUCUAUCCAGAUUCUUGUUUUUGCAAUAUCUACUUUAUAAACAUACAGCUGGAAUUGAAAGAGAGAAGGUAGCCUUUCCCCUGCAGAACAUCAGUUUAGUACUAAGCAAUAUUUACAGCACUUCGGAAAGCCAGAAACCUCUUCUUAAUCUUCAAUAUCCAUCUGCAAAACUUAGAGCUUCUAAGCAGCAACGGCUUGGGGUAUGACUGGUGAGGUAUUUGAUUGAAAUCAAAUACAGUACUGUGCAAGCGAAAUGCUGCUCCUGCAGCUUUGAUGCAACUCACUCUAACCUAAAAGUAACAUCCACACAUUAUUAAAAUGCUUUUUCAAAAUUAUGCAUAUUAGAGUAUAAUUGCCAGCUUACCAUUAAUAAAUUCAGGUUACAAAAAUCAAUAAACAGUGGCCAUUUUCCCAUAAAGUUUUUGACAAUUCUGCUUUGAUAUAUAUCUAUUUAAAAAACCUAUUAUAUAUCUUUUAAAAACUUUGAAGUUUGGUGUGGGCAGUUUCCAAUAUUUAGUAAAAACUAGCAGUUGUUACCAUAUAUAACUAACCUUACAUUCCUUUCAUAUGAAAACUCCUGGGUAGGCUGAAAAACGGGUAGCAAGUUUAAUAGUAUAGUGUUAUUUGAUAAUUUCUGUCUUAAAAUGUUCAUUUUCUUCCGAUAAACUUUUGUGUAUGGGCAUCCCCACCUCAUAUGGCUGAAGUUUCCUUGACUUUUCGAAAGAUUUCCAGCAAUGAAAAAUGCAGCUCUUAGUAAUUGUAUUUGUUGCUACUGCUUUAUGUAUGCUUGUACCACAUAAGAGAGUCCAAAUUCCAGCAUAACAAGUUAUUUUAUUGGGAAUAUCCAUGGCAUCACAAUAUAUUGUAUGAAUGCAAAAACUUCCUGGAAAACAUUAUUGCCAGAAUGCAAAAUAAAUAAGGAUUUUGCAUUCUGUGACGUAAUAGUUCCCAGAUUCAUUUCCCUUAGGAAGAGAAGUUCUCAUGCUGUCUCCUGAAGUCUUGCACUGCAGUGUUGAAUCUGUAAAGUCUGAGCUUCUGAGUUUUUUCCUUUCAUCAAACUAUUUCAGAAUGUAUAUAGUUGAUCUGUUGGUUUGGAAAGCUGCGUGUCGUCAGAGUUAAGCAUAAACUUGAAUCUGUUUAUGGCUGUUCAGUGCUGCUUAACCUGAGCCAAUAAAACUAAGUGAACACGGUGUGCAAAAUAACGAGCUGAGCCCCAGGGCUGGUGGAGCAUAAAACAGGUAUCAGCUAGCUAAACAAAGCAGCUCCGUGUACUCUCACCAAACCACACAGCAAAGAAUUACUGUUGAACGGAGUGAACUUUCAGUUUCUGACCAUGCCAAUUUUUACAUUUGUUUCAGAACACGGGAGCCUGAAACAUGAGGUAAGUGUAACUUUUUGAAGUUUGGGUUGACAUUUAUUUUGUGGCUGAUCUAAAACAUUUCAUUUUUUUGGUGUUAGUGCUGGGAUCAUUUAAGGCUUUUGUGCUUGUGCUCUGGCAAAAUUGGAUUUAAAAGAUAGCGAAAGUGUUGAAUCUGCUCAAGAUUAAGAAUUUUCAAGUCCCAUUGGUUUCAGUGGGGAUAGCAUAUAAUACUCUUUAGAAAAAGAAAAAUACAAGGAUACUUUAGUUGCCUCAUGCCCCAGAUUUCUUAUUAAUUUCAUGGGGCUGAUGUUUUCUCCAGACUUCCUUGGUGUCCAAGACAUUAGCAGAACAUGUAUAAAAAGUAAUGGUUCAGUGUGAUAAACUACCAUGGGAUUUAGCAGAAGAAUUACAAGCAGUCUAAUUUUUUUCGCAACCUACUGAUGUAAGAGUAAUGCAGGAGUAUAAAGUUCAGCAGUUCUCAAUCUGUGUGCUGUAAAAUGUGCAGUCAAAUGCCGAUUUCCGAAGCUGAAUCCUUUGCCAUGGGAUCACUUGGAGAAUCUUUAAUAUUGUGACAGAAUAGUAAUGGGCAAAUGGGCACAUGUUCAAUGAGAUAACGAUAAUCCCAGAAUACUGUGUUAUUUUUGGUCCAUUUUGAGAAAGGUUUCUUUUUCCUUGGUUUUGGAAAGCAACGUUGCAUUUAUUCUCUUUUAUCCUUUUAUACUGCCCUGAAAUGUGGGGCUAGGUUAAAUGUGGACAAUGAAAAGGCUGCAUGGGGAACGUUACUUAACUGUACAUUGUAUUAUAUCGUGCAAUGCUUACAUUUUUCGGUAGCCUGUUUCGUUUCCAUUUGGAAGGGGAUUUAUGUCAACUGGGAGCUUAAGACUUCAUUGGAAGUGUGGAUUUACCCCUAAGCAGCAUGUUCCAUACAUUCUCCAGCAAUGAGGCAAUACAGGGAAAUUACUUGGAACUAACAAUUGAUCCUUAAGCAAAUGAAGUUGGUUCUCAAUAAGUCUUAAGUAAUAAAAGUGGAAUUAGAAAUUCUCUCCCUGCCUUGCAUUAUGUUCUCCAUUCUCUGUGGAACAGUGCUGGACACUUAGGGAUGAUUCCAUUAGCACUGGAUUUAGGGUGUUGCGGACAGGUGCAAAAUAAUAAUCUUAUUGAGAAGAUCCACCAAAAAGCAAAUGAACUAAAAGUCCGCCCCUUGUUCCAUUGAUGCACAGGAAUGAUAAACAUUACAUUCUGCAAAAUAGAUGGACAGUAGUGAGAUGGCUCCUGAGGUGGUAAAUCCAGGAUGAACACCACUGGGAGCUUCCAUGUCCCGGAAAGCUCUUGUGUGAACCAGCCAGUUAAUGAUUACCAAGCAGUAAAGGCCAUAAAAACAUGAGUCAGUUGGUGUUUGGGCUCUCUGAUUUGCACCUGCUUUGACAGAGGUUCAGGCCAACGUGGUGCCUGCAUGUGCAAAUGGUUACACACCAAUUCCUGUUGGUUAGUAGGGUCUGCACAAUUUGGUCUCAGUCUAGAGGCCCAGCACGCAUGGCUGUAAAACGGUGCUCUGUUUCCUGAGGAGAUUAUAUAAUCUCAAAGUACAGAGACGGCCAAAUGGACUCCGAAAGAGCUCCAGGCAUAUGGACCCAGGCUUGCCAAAAAUGCAAGUAAUUCGAAACUAUAGCGGGACACCACAGCCAGCUCCACAUGACGGCCCUCCUUUACAUAUCCAGAUCGGGGACAUAAUUGAACUCAUCAAAGGGGAUGCACACAGCUUGUUUUGGCAGGGUAGAAAUGUAGUGACCCGGGAGCUUGGUUUCUUUCCAAGUGAUGCAGUAAAGCCUUGCCCUUGCGUUCCUAAACCAGUAGACUAUUCUUCCCAACCAUGGUAUGCUGGAAUGAUGGAAAGGCCGCAAGCAGAGACUGAACUUAUUAACCGGGUAAACAGCACAUACUUAGUGCGGUAUAGGACUACGGAAUCGGGAGAAUAUGCCAUCAGCAUUAGCAUUAAGUACAAUAAUGAAGUGAAGCACAUAAAGAUUUUCACAAGAGAAUGCUUUUUUCACAUUGCAGAAAAUAGGAAAUUUAAAAGUUUAAUGGAACUUGUGGAGUAUUACAAGCACCACUCUCUCAAAGAAGGCUUCCGAAGUCUGGAUACAACUCUUCAGUACCCAUACAAAGAAUGUGAAAAUUCGCUGGACCAACGGAGCAACAGAGCAAGUGGCAACAGAGCAUGUGGCAACUCAGUGCUGAGUCCCAAGGUUCUCGGUAUAGCUGUUGCCCGCUAUGACUUCUGUGCGCGAGAUAUGCGUGAACUGUCCCUGGUCAAAGGAGAUGUGGUCAAAAUUUACACCAAGAUUAGUGCCAAUGGCUGGUGGAGAGGUGAAGUAAAUGGAAGGGUGGGUUGGUUUCCCUCAACGUAUGUAGAAGAGGAUGAAUGAUUUGGAGACUUAGCUGGUGCUCUCGAUCAUAAACUUCAGGGACUGUGAAUUUCAGCCAUCUGCAAAGCAUUAUUCGUCUUGUUAAGUAUUUGAAAUGCAGCGCUCCUGUCUGUUAAAACCCUCCAGUCUUAACACUGGGAUUACUGAAGAAGUUUGUGUUGACAGAUUAAUAUCUCACUCAGAUCUGUGCAAAGAAGCAAACUGCCUGCCCAUCACCACUGGGGACCAGUUCAAAACUCUAACUUCACCUUCCUGAAAAAUCACUUCAAAACAGACUUUUUAAAAAACGCUUCUUUUCAUUCCAUCCUGCUGUACACAUUGAAUACUAAGUAUGGGUAGCUAUUUACUAACCUUCGUUUCUUUUUUCUUUUCCUGUUAGCUAACAUCUCUGAUGGCAUUAGGAGAUGAAGGCUUGCUUUAUUGUUGCCUAUCAUAGCUUCCAGGAGGAGGGGUGGGGGGAGUUUUAGCAUUCCAGUAGUCAUGUGGUCAAUAUUAUUUGUCUUGAAAUAUCCAGCAGCAGCAAUUAACCUUGCCAAUGACUGCAUAGCCAUCAAGGAUGCAGCCUCUAAACACACUUUAUGGGGACUAAGCUAAAUUCAACACAGCUCUGCGUGUAAUUCUGGGGAGGAAAAAUACAAAGGAGUUCAGUCUUUAAUUCAAGGGUCAUUUUAACUGGCUUGUCUGUGUCGUCUUCUCUCUUCCCCACCCCCCUUUAAAAAGUUUUAUGAAAUAGCAAACUUCAGGAAGUGUUUUGUGGGUUACCAUACAGUUGUGUUAGAAAAAGGGAUUGAACUGUGCUUUCUUUCUGAGACAAAUGGUAAUUUCCUCAUUCACCGGCUUUCAUUAUUGGGCUGGAGGACUCAUAUUUUUUCCACUUAUAAUAGUAAAUUGCAAUAUUUGGUACAAGUUAAUAAGCUCCUUGCAGUUUCUAGGACACUAACAAUCAGAUCUCUGAGGGUUCUCGCCUUCAUGUUUCAUCCCUCCGUUUUGUCAAGUAGAGAGCAGAAUUGCAGAACUGUAUAGGAGAGCAAGUAAUACCUGAUGCCCAGAUCCCAAGAGUUAAAACAGUAGAGAAUGAUGCCACACACAACACGUAACAAGAAAAUAUUCAAGCAAAUUGUCUGGCGAAUACAUAGGGUGGGAUCCGAAGGAUCUGGUGCUUCCUGAACUGAUUGAAGACCCAAGUUUCCCAUACCUGUACCUCUUUCACCAAGAAGCUGCUCCUGAAGGUCAGAGCAUACUUCCACCAUGGGUUCCCUACUUGUGAGAAGCUGAAAGCAGAAGUGAAAACCAAAAAAAAUUCCCUGCAUGUGCAAAAGCACUCUGGAUUAACAAGGAGGGCCUCUUGGAUCCACCAUCAGAAAAACAACAACACAUCUCUGGAUGAUGUUUUGCCUGAGUGUCAUUACCCAUAAAAUUAGCAGAAGCCUUGGAUAUCUUUGUUCCAUCUCACAAGGUUGUGUAUUGUGCCUAGAGACCAUCCCAACUUGGUGCACACAGCGCAUUCUGUCCCCCUCUCUCCCCUUGCCAUUCCUAAUGCUCACUUGCCUCUAGUUGAAUGCUUGGCCAUUCAGUUGCCAAUUGAUCCAGAAUUUGCAAGGCCUCUCCAAUCUGCCCCCAUCAAGGAGCUUUACAUCAAGCAAAGAGGAUAUCUCUGCGUAUACCUGUAGCCUACAGAAGUUCAAAAUGAUGUCAACUUUGAUUUUAUUGAAUACAUCAUUUUGGUGGAACCAGCUGCAGCAUUUGUAAAAGAUUGCAGAAAUGUAUUUUAUAAAAUGACCUGAUCUUAAAUGUUAGAUUAGGAAUGCUCCCUUGGUGCUUUUUUCCCCUGUACUAACUAGUUUUGUCUAGUGGACUUGAUCUCUAAAUGGGCAAAAUUGCUUUACCAAAAGCUAUUUCUGACUUUUAAUGGGAUAUGGUUUUGUCUCUAGGUCUGUGAAAUGUAUUGUGCUGUGUCAUCAGUGUUUAUCUGUCUUGUAGAGGGAGAAGCAGCUUAAGGUAAAGAUUAAGAAAUGUAUCUUUUCAAGAAAAGAUUUUGAUUAAUAGUUUAGGUAACCUAAAGUUGCUGUUUGCUAAUUGUUGCAACUCAGGGGCUUAAUGGAACUCAGUGAAGUCAUGUCAUAUCUAAACACUUCCCUCCUAUUCACGCACCUCGGCCCAGCAGUUCUUUAGGGGCAGGGGAUUUCCACUUGUGGAAGAGCUUCUGCAUUAACUUCAGCAAGAGGAGAGAAACAGUAUGGUUUGUGCAACUGAAGUGGUCAGUUUUCAAUAGCAGAUAAACACCUUGCUCAUCUCUUGGUUCCAUAAAUCACUCUCUCCACCUGCCUGUUAGAACAAGGAGGGACUUCUCUUGGUUUCACAGCAGUGGGGAGGAGAGGGUAAGGGUGGACCAAGGCUCCAUCUUCUUUUACUGUUGCAUAUCUAUUAAGGGUUGAACAGAGUCUCUGGAUUGUGACUUUGCAAUCCAACAUGAAACCUUUUGCACUGCCGGGCUUUCUCUUCUCUUUCCAGGGUAGCGAAUGUAGGAGCUUAGUCAUUCUGAAGCUCUGUGUGUGCACCUGCAGAACUCUGGACAGGACUGUGCUUGUUGUGUUGUUUGUAAUGCCCUGUGUUGAACAAAUUAAACGCUGCAUUGUAUUAUAUUUCAAAUACCAAAGAUUUAAAAUGCCAGAGCCAUUGCUUUCCCCCCCUUCUUUCUGCAAUGCAUUUUCUUUUUGCCUCUCUGCCUGACCUUGCUCUCACUCGGGGAGCUGGGGCAGUACUUUAAUUUGUAAUAUUGUGUAAAUAUGUGAAUAUAUUAAUAAACUGGUUAAUUUCUUGUUUAAUGA